Molecule: messenger RNA, 584 nt
Organism: Nasonia vitripennis (jewel wasp)
Lineage: Eukaryota; Metazoa; Arthropoda; Insecta; Hymenoptera; Pteromalidae
Product: venom protein Z
Exons: 3
Coding region: 13-477 (154 amino acids)
Source: RefSeq, marked validated
AAACUGUCCAACAUGUUCAGCAGAGUUUUGAUUUUUGUGCUUCUGGGUUGCGCCCUUGCCUUCCUGCAGAGCUCAUCUGCUGCCGAAGUCCAAUCCAAAUUACGGGUUCGCCGUGAGCAACAUGGAGAAAAGGUAGCUGCCUGGUGGCACAACCUUGAAGACAAAGUAUCCAAAUUCGCCCAAAACGUAAAGGACAAAAUCACCAACUGGUGGGAUAAAAUCACUGGCAGAGCCGCGUACAAAGCCAAACAGCAGGAGUUGCUUAAACUGAAGCAAGAAUAUGAAGCCUUGAAAGAGGAGAGCGAGCGCGCUGUUCGGGCAAAGAAGGAGGCUUGGCAGAAAGUCUUGGCUGAGAACGAGAAGAGACUUGCUGAACUUAAAAACCAAGCUGAAUCCGAGGUCGAGGGAGAGAUCAACGGCUGGAACAACAAGUUUGAUCAAUUACAAGAGAAAGCCGAAGUUGUUAUCAAAUCUUAAAAAUUCUGAGACAAAAUUGUACAGAUGAGUCAACGGCGUCGAAUAUAUAUGGAUUUUUUACUUUGUGAUCGUUGUUGAUGAUAAAUAAAAUACAAAUACACAAAUUU